Salmo salar (Atlantic salmon) is the source of this 5079-nucleotide messenger RNA. RefSeq names its product tumor necrosis factor ligand superfamily member 12. Gene Ontology annotation, molecular function: tumor necrosis factor receptor binding; receptor ligand activity. The record is from RefSeq and is a predicted model, not a curated record. Gene Ontology annotation, cellular component: membrane. Gene Ontology annotation, biological process: immune response. Lineage: Eukaryota; Metazoa; Chordata; Actinopteri; Salmoniformes; Salmonidae.
ACUUAGUGGCUUUGGGGAGUGGAUCCAAAUUGUGGGCUGAAGGCUUUGCAUUCGUGCGUCUGGCACACGACCGGGGUGCAUUGACCGGUGCAUUAAACUGAAAACCCCUUCUUGGAGAAGAAAAGCUGAUGCGACAGUUUGAGUGCAGGAUCAUACGCGGUACUGUAUGUCAACGCCAGAUAAUGACCCCAGCGAGGCUGCAAAGGCGGUGGGAAGACAAGGAAGUUGACUCAACGAAUCAAGUGGCAGAAGGAUGCAAUCAUAGUGGAUGUAAACUAGUCGACAACUUUCUAUGCACCCUUGCUGCAAAUUUCUCAACAUUGCGCAUUUGGCUACAACCUGCAAGGCAGACAGUCCAAGAUAUUUCGUCUGUUUAAAUUAGUUGAUUAAAGCAACAGUAUUGUCUAUUUAGUUGCUGUUUUGAAACCCAUGCAAUUAUUUCAUAUUUCACAUGAUUUCCACUUUUAUCAAUAGGGCUAUUGAGCUCUCAUUUGUACUGCUGCCGGUAGCACUUGCACGCCUCGCCAAAAUAAUGUGAGCAUUUGGAUUGGAUUUCACAAAAAAAGGGAAACGUGUCGCUGUAAUGAAGUUAAUAUGAACAUUUCGAAUAGUCUGCAAUGGUAACCGGGGAAUGUGGAACGACCAUGCAUCGAAUUCUGCGGAGGAGAAAAGUGCGCAAACUUCGCUUCGUCUGGGCAUUCAUGGCCAUGGUGGCUCUGUCGCUCUCCGCCUGCAGCGCACUGUUUACGGCGUGGACCUGGAGACAGACGCGGGACCUGUCCCAGUCAUUAAAAACUCUGCAAGACCGAUUGGAGCAGGUGAAUACUCAGCGGAAAGCCAUUGUCCAACUCAUCAUGGAGAAGAGAGAUUUGCUGGUGGGCCAAAGGGUGAAGAGAGAUGGGGGAACUGGGAAAGGGAAGAAUGGACAUGGAAAGAAAGUGGCUUCUCAGUUUGAGAUAACCAAAGAGUCUGUUCAGAAAGUGGGAGAGGACGGCUUGAUAAAAGGAUGGACGGACUCCGAGCACUUGAAUAUGAGCAAGGCGGUGAAGUACAACGCAGACAGAGGCAUCUUCACAGUGGAGAGAACGGGAGUCUACUUCCUGUACUGUCAGGUGUUGUUCAAUGAGAACCAGUCUCAGCUGGUGAAGCUGGACGUGGCGGUGGUGAGGGGGAGCCAGCGGCUUCAGAGGUUACAGUGCAUGGAGGGCUAUGGGACUACGCCUGCAGCUGGAUCACACCAGUUCCACUUCCUCAAACCCUGCCAGGUGUCCGGCCUGCUGCGGCUGGAGAAGGGGGUGGAGCUACAAGCCAUCACAGGCCCCGCUUUCAACCUCCACAUCACGGGAAAGCAUUACUUCGGUCUCUUUAAGGUCAACUGAGCUGCCGGAGAGGAUGGACAUUUUAAAAGGAAGGAGGAGAAACCUGUUUUAAAGGAAGUGUUUUGUCUUACUCCGACCUGUAUCAAAGAGACACACCAAUGUGAUAUUUCCGGAUUUGUUUUUAUUGUGAAAUCUGGACCAACGAUCUGAAUCGUUGGAAUAACUAUGAAUCAUGUUACCUACAGACACUCUGUAUGAUACCUUUUCAAAGACAGAAACUAUAAGGAAGACUUUAAAGUGAAACUAUAUUAUGCACUUCUAGACUCUCCAAGAGUUUCUACCCCUGCUUCUUUAAAGAUUUAAAACUAAUGGAAUAUUCUCUGGAUCAGUUGAUGGAGCUCUUUUGGAGCACAACACAUCCACCUGACUCUUCUUUCACCGUGACUUGGCCUGAAGACAGCAGGUGCGCCUCUCUGAGGAGCUAAGCUGGUGGACUACUGAAUUUUGGAUAAUGAGCUCUACAACUCUUGUCUCUUUGCCAUUGUAAUCCUAGCUUAUGUUAUUUCAGUAGCUUGGAGAUAAUAUAAGCAGCCCCCCCUUCAGAACAGCCUCAGUUCGUCGGGCUAUGAACUAUACAAUGUGUCGAAAGUGUUCCACACGGAUAUUGGCCCAUGUUGACUCCAAUGCUUCCCACAGUUGUGUCAAGUUGGCUGGAUGUCGUUUGGGUGGUGGACUGUUCUUGAUACACAUAGGAAAGUGUUGAGCGUGAAAAACAUAGCAGCGUUUCAGUUCUUGGCCACCUACUACCAUACAACGUUCAAAGGCACUUACAGUUUUUGUCUUGCCCGUUCAUCCUCUGAAUGGCGCACAUACACAAUCCAUGUCUCAAUUGUCUCAAAGCUUAAAAAUCCUUCUUUAACCUCUCUCCUACCCAUCACCCCUUUAUCUACACUGGUUGAAGUGGAUUUAACAAGUGACAUCAAUAAGGGUAUGGAUCAUAGCUUUUUUAUGUCAUAGAAGGAGCAGGUGUUCUUAAUGUUUUGUACACUCAGUGUAUCAGUUUUGUACACUCAGUAUAUCAUCUUACCAAAAGUAUGCAUCUCAAUCUGUUAACAUUAUAGGCCUAUCAUAUAUAAUUUUCAGAUGCAAAUAUUGUUCUGUUCACAUUCAACUAAACAGCUGACAACGAACCUUUUUAAAGGAAUUUUCCCUGAAGUACACCAAGUUCGCAUUCCUGGUAAGCGAUGCGCACCUCGGCUCAAGCCUUAAAAAAAACGUUGAAAGUCCAUGAUAGUGCACUGCGCUAUGACACGCAUUGGAUUGAACCCUGACCUGUAUGUGAAAAUAAGGGUCAACGUGUGGAGAUAUUUCAUGGUGGAAAUAGAAAUGAUUUUGUAUAUUGUAUUCACAAUGCUUGUACUCAUUCCAAAGCGCUCUUACGUGCCAUUUGCAGCAGUAUGUUAUGAAUACAGACAGUACAAACAAAGUAUUUCUAGCAGGUGGUUUGGUUUAAUGUUUUACCACUCCUACUCUGGUUAUAAGUAGUAUGUGGGGGACCACAUUGGUUUCUGCUCAGCAAUUUCCACACGUGCACGCACGCAUGCACACACACACACACACACACACACACACACACACACACACACAGCAAAAGUCAAGUUAUUCUGGUUUCCAGCUCUAAACGUCAUUUCUCAUCAUUAGAUCAAAAGUGUAAAAUGUGGUAUUGUAAUGUAUACAUAGUUCUUGUUUGAUUUCCUAAUCCUUCUCCGCUUCGCCUUUGUGUUUACCCCUUUUGCACCUCCCCUCACACACACACACACACACACACACACACACACACACACACACACACACACACACACACACACACACACACACACACACACACACACACAGCUCCUCAACUCUCACUUCCUGAUUCCAAUCUUGAACCAAAUAGCUGAAAGCUUUUGAUGAAAAACAUGCCGGGCACUUCCCUCCCCAAUUCCUUUUAUUUGAAAUGUCAAAGUUUAUUGCCACUUUAAAAAGCCUUAUUUUGCACAAAGAGGCCUUUCGCUGAGAAGUCUAACAAGUAGGGAAAGGUUGAAGAACCAGUGAGGGGAUAUUGUGUAUAUACAUGUUUGCGAAAUUAUGUCUGCAACGCUGGUUGUUGUUCUAAACUCACUUCCUAUAAAAAUGUUAACCUUUUUAAGUCUUUUUCCGUUUAAAUAUCUCCUUGUGUUCGCUUUUGACUCAGACCAGGGAUUACUACUGUACAGAGACAGGAUCUUAAUUUGAGCCAUUUUGCUACAGCAGGAAAAAAAAUCCUGAAGCAACAGGAAAUGUAACUAUUAUGUGGAUUAUAAUUAAAAUACAUUUUUGUAGGGUUUGAUACAAAUUUCAAAGUGGAAAUUACAAACUUCAGAAGCCUUUUUUAAACCUCAAAUACACUACAAGUUUUAGAUGUCCUGAAUUGCAGGAAAGAUCUACUGCAACAGGGUGAUCAAAUUAAAAUCCAACAUAUGUACUAUGAUACAGUAUGACACAAAACCAAUAAAUCAACUUCUUGUCAUCUUCUAACCCCAUUCUUCUCCGGCUUCCCUCGAUGACAUCACUGUAUUGAUGACAUCACUGUAUUGCUGAAUAGAAUGCGUGGAAUCCUGCUCUGUUCUAGUUCUUUAAUCAUGACUCACACACUACUGUGUACUCAGUCGUCACCACCUGUGAUUCAUAGAUCUGUAGCUUCUCAAGGUCUGGACUGGGAUGACCUCAUGUGGGGGCUAGAGAGGACUCAGUCACAACUUACCUGCGUCACGUUAUAUCCUGUAGCGUAGCGUCACUAUGCUCCCUAUCCUAUUGUAGUAUCCUGUAGUGUAACCGAUGUGAAAUGGCUAGUUAGUUAGCGGUGGUGCGCGCUAAUAGCGUUUCAAUCGGUGACGUCACUCGCUCUGAGACCUGAAGUGGUUGUUCCCCUUGCGUUGCAAGGGCCGCGGCUUUUGUGGCGCGAUGGCUAACGAUGCUUCGUGGGUGUCAGUUGUUGAUGUGUGCAAGGGUCCCUGGUUCGAGCCCGGGUUGGGGCGAAGAGAGGGACGGAACCUACACUGUUACAGUAGCAUGGUAUAGUAUUCUAUAGAUUUUUACCCAUGAUCACUGAAUCAGUGUGUGUGUGUGUGUGUGUUUUCCUUACUGUUGCUAUUCAAGCAUCCAUUCAUAAUUUUUUUUAAAUGUGUUUAUUUUUAUUACAAACAAAACCCCAAAUAAAAGACAAAGAGAUGCAUUAUUAUUGUGGCAUCACUGCCACUCAUUGUUUCAUCGAUCGGCAUCAUAACAACGUACACAGGAACACAAGAUAUCAAGAAAUGAAAAACAAAACAAAAUCUGAAAAAAAUAACAAAAAAAUAAAAUGAGAAAAGAAGUGCUUGAUUUGACAGUAUACAUUCUAGUUACGGGGUUGCAAAACACUUCCUACGAAACGUAAUUAGUGAAAUGUUGUUUAGACUCUUCAACUUGGAACAUCACUGUGGAGUAUCCAGGGUGUUAGCUAAAUAAAUUAAAUGUUUCUACUUUAAUUAUUUGAAAUAAGUCCAGGGAACUAACUAAAAGUAGACUAUUUCAACUAGCAUAUAUAGAGUUUACAUCUCCUGAUCUAUUCAGGUUUAACACACUUAAUUCAGACAUAACUUUCUUUACAGUUAUUUCAGCUAUGUUAUGUUUAAGGCGUAUUUGUGGAUACAGUAUAUAAAAUUGACUCGAUUCAACUAACAGCUUCUGAGUUUCCAGA